This is a messenger RNA of Seriola dumerili (greater amberjack), 2469 nucleotides long. RefSeq lists its product as uncharacterized. Lineage: Eukaryota; Metazoa; Chordata; Actinopteri; Carangiformes; Carangidae. The coding region runs from base 52 to 2025 and encodes 657 amino acids. The record is from RefSeq and is a predicted model, not a curated record. The transcript is spliced from 6 exons.
CUUUGUGCAGAAACGACGCGGAGAUGUUAGGGCGGACAAGACAGCGGAGUAAUGGAGAGUGUGGACACAAUAAGUGACUGUUGUGUUACCCCGGAGUUCAACACCAAUCAGUGUAUCUUCUACCCAGUGAAGGAGGAGGAGAGGGAGGUUCUACUGGGAGACAAUCAGAUCAGCAGAGGGAGUUUAACGCCAGAGGGAUCCCGUGCUGCCCAUCAGACAGAGCCUCAAACUGCAGAUAGUACUUUAAUUGAGGGGAGCCAUUCGACUCAAGACUACCAGGAAAUAGGAGUGAAAGGACUCCUGUCAGAACCAGGGGUCAGUGACUUUGCAGAUGGACAAGCUGAGGCAGAUGCUGAGUGGCCUCAUCUACCAGACCUCCGGGACUUUCUCCUCCGGAGUUCUGAUGAAGAGGACUUGGAAAGUUUUGAACUGUCUGAUCCUCAGUUUGAAUCAGAGACAGAAGUAAUGGCCUAUUUCUACAAGAACCAAACCAACGGUGCACGACAGCCAGAUCACACAUCACAAAAUUUGAUGACUUCAACGAGACAGCUCCAAGCACCAAGAGAUGCAAACAGGACCAGAGAGCCCAUUGAUUAUUUCUCCAAAUAUUUUGGUUGGGAUACCUGGGUAGAAAUUGCCAGUUGCACAAAUAAACUAUCCAGCAUGUCUAACCCAGUCAUAGCCAGAGAGGUCGCACAGUUUGUUGGGAUCCACAUUGCAAUGGGAACUUUGAAGUUUCCCAGUCCAAGGCUCUACUGGGAGGACUUGACUAAGGUGCCCUUAAUUGCUGAAGCCAUGCCACUUUCACGUUUCCUCCAGCUGUCUUGCAUGUUGAAGCUAGCUUCUCCAGCAAAAGAUCCAGUCACCAUUAAUGUUGGGGAAGGACAACAUGAUGGUGACUUUGGAAAUGGGCAGAAAGGUAAAACUCUGCCAAGCAGACGAUGUGUAAACUCUCAGCAUAGUGAUGGACAAUGCCAAGGUGACAAGCCAAAUGAUUUGAACAGCUCAAAAACACAGACUGAUCCCCUGUGGAAGGUUCAGCCAUUACUCUGCCGUUUCAAAGCAGGAUGCCAGUCACUGACAAGAGAGGGUGAUUAUGCGGUCGACCAAUAUCCACUUCCUUUGACUGGGAAGAUGCACAACAACAAACUGUCUCUCCACUGCACUACUUUAAUUGGAUUUGGUGGUUUACUCUUACAUGUGGAUCUUAAACCGGAUCUCUCAGACAAAGAAAAUGCUGUAGAAAAAAUGGCCCCAAGAGGUAGUAUGCUGUUUCUUUGCAAGCAGGAACUCUCCACCCCUGCAAUGCUAGAACGCCUACUAGUUGCUGGGGUUCAUGGUGCAGGCAGGGUGGGGGGAGCACGAGGACAGAUUGGGGAUGAGUUUGUGAGCUCAGACGGGAAGUUGAUGUUACGCCGAUCACACUGUGGCUUCAUACUUUCUACUGCAGGAAAUUGCCAGAGGGACAUGGCUUCUCUCACUGACAACUUUGAGAAGGCCCAAAUGUCGGCUCGUCUCAGCAGAGAUUUGCGAAAUCUUUACCCUAUUCCCCUCACUGCCUCGGCCCCAACCUGCUGGCCUCAAGCGGUGCUCUGGUACCUUAUAGAUCUGGCUUUGGUUAACUCCUGGCUCCUGUACCGACAGGAUCACAGGGCAGCUCCUGCACCUUUGACUCUCAUGGCCUUCAGACUGGAGGUGUCCAAGGCUUUGAUCCUCUCCAGUGGCUCUGAUACUCAGGACUCAGUUCCCCCUCAACCCCCCACAGAGAAAGCCCACACAACAAAUGAAACCCCCAAUCCCAGCCUGGUGGAGGAAAGUCCUCUGCCUGAUGCAGCCACACGGUAUGAUGGUUCAGGCCACUGGCCAGAGCAACUCGCAGAGGGAGAAGGAGGCAGGUGUCGUUUUGGGGACUGUCAGAGAACAUCUCGAGUGCUAUGCCUUAAGUGCUGUGUCUUUCUUUGUAUCUCACGCAACCACAACUGUUUUUUGAAUUUCCAUAACCAAGGGAGUUUGGGAAAAGAGUAGUCUUUACCCUUUAUUUUUAACAUCUUACUUUCUGAUAUAGAAUGUAACUGUGCUUUUGGUGUAUGUAAACCCAGCUAAUCAAAAACAAUGGUAUUAUCUCCUCUGUCCUUACAACUUUUCCAUGAUGCCUUUCACUGGCACUGUCGUUCUUUUGUAUGAUUAUUGUGCUGCAUUUUAAAAAACAAAUGCUUUGUGAUGUGGCUUAUUAUGUCAUUGAGCAAGUGUAAAAAUGAAUUUGCCUUCAGAAGGAAAUGUAAAAAAAAUAAAAUACUCCUAGCCAUACGCUUUGUUCUGCAAAAGAAGUGUAAAAUAUGAUGUUGAAAUUGCAGCUGCCAUGAUAUUUUUUACUAUUUAUUUUAACCUGACCUAUAUGACAUUCCAUGAUGAGCUUGUUUUUGGCUCGAAUGUUACACAUUAUUUAUUUGAAUUUCAGAAAACAAUAAA